Messenger RNA from Clarias gariepinus (North African catfish), 1939 nucleotides. It is a transcript of the gene tmem9, whose product is annotated as transmembrane protein 9. The record is from RefSeq and is a predicted model, not a curated record. The transcript has 6 exons. The coding region runs from base 92 to 646 and encodes 184 amino acids. Lineage: Eukaryota; Metazoa; Chordata; Actinopteri; Siluriformes; Clariidae. Gene Ontology annotation, cellular component: lysosomal membrane.
AUUUGACACAGCGCGAGCUGUUCAGUGUUGUACAGUGCUGUAAACUGACUGACCGGCACAGUAAUAAGGAGGACCAGUAGUGUUGGUCAGGAUGCCGCAGCUCGGGGCGGUAGUGUCGGUGUCGGUGUCGGUCCUGCUGCUGCUGCUGCUGAUGUGUGAGGAGAAGUGCUUUACACACGCUGAUAAGAGUAUUGAAGAUGUGCGCUGCAAAUGCAUUUGCCCUCCAUACAGAAACAUCAGUGGCCACAUCUAUAACAGGAACGUCACCCAAAAGGACUGUAACUGUCUGCAUAUAGUUGACCCCAUGCCAGUGCCUGGUCAUGAUGUGGAGGCUUAUUGUCUACUCUGUGAGUGCAAGUAUGAGGAGCGAAGCAGCAAUACCAUCAAGGUAACCAUAAUCAUUUACCUGUCUGUGGUUGGUGCUCUUCUACUGUACAUGCUGUUUUUGCUUUUGGUGGAGCCUCUGAUUCGCAGAUGCGAUGCGUACAGACAACCACUGCAGAACGAAGAUGACUCGGAGGAUUUGAGAGCCCCAGGCCGAGGGAAUACUGUGCUGGAACGGGUGGAAGGGGCUCAGCAGCGCUGGAAGAAACAGGUUCAAGAGCAGCGCAAGACUGUGUUUGAUCGCCACAAAUUGCUCAGCUAAACUCAGAGCUACAGUGACAUUUAGAGCAAAGGCAAGCUGAAUCUCCUGAGUUUUAUGAUGUAUUUAUUUAUUCAUUCUGUUAUUUAGGAGACCAAAUAUGGCUUUUGUUAUUAACAAAGCUUUUUUUGCAUAGCAUUCUGUUGGCUGUUUAAAGCUCCAUUUUAAUAAAAAUGCUUAAAAUUCUAUUAAACUAAAAUUAUAAAUAAAUUAUACUUGUAAUCUAACAUGGAUAAUUACUAAGGUGGGCUGCUUAGCUUGGAAGUAUAACUUAUAUCAUAAAAACAGUGAAAAAAGUUUGUUCAUAUUGUCUUGUAAAGUAAUGGACAUAUAGAGAACACUGGCUUUCUCAGCUUUUUUGGUUCCAAGCAAAAUAGUUUAAGCAAGCAAAUGUAAUAAUUAAGCAACAUAGGAUUUAAGUGCAUGUUACAUGCAUAUGCCAUUUGUAUAUUGUUAUGUUUUCAGGAAGACAUUUGUUUUCUUUUUUUAGUUCAUGAGCUUUGUAAGUAAGAUGGGUUCUAGAAUUUGCAACGAUUAUCGUUUCUAAUACUAUGUACUGUAAGUGGUGAUUGAUUUCGCACCAAAUAUUUACUGAUUGCACUAAAUGUUGUCAAUAUUCCAGACUGAUUUGCACUUCUGUAAUUCUUUGUUGAGUAAUAUACAUGAUAUGCUAACUUUGUAUUUUAAAUAAUUUUUUUGUUUAGAUAAUUUAUCUGAUCGAUUUUGCUGGCUAUGCUUUAACAUACUGUAUAUUAUUUUCCUAAGACCUUAUCUUACCUUGCUCUUUUGGAAUGAUUGUCAUUAUUUGGUAGUUUGGACAUGUAAGUUACAAGUUUAUUUGUUACACCUACAUUGUUAAUAAUUAUUAUAUGUCUGAGGAAUUUGUGGGUAUACAGUAUAGUUUUAUUUCUGUUGGUAUGUACAAUUUCUCAGUCUCCUCUACAUUACUUUGCACUUGAAAUAUCGGCCAUACACUUCAGUUUGUCCCUCUAGGGCAGUCCUUAAAUUAUUUGUAAAACAUUGUUUACCUUUUAGAAACAAUUGCACGAUCUGUGAAAAUUCCUUUUUUCUAAGAGUGUAGCCCCAUCAACCUGUGGUUCUUUUUGCUGUCCUUGAUAUACAGUAUUAGUCCCAGUGCCUUGGCUUGAUGAGGAUGGAUGACUGUAAGUAUGUGCUCCUUGGUAGGCACCCAGUAAUGGGCCCAGAUGUACCCAAUAAACAUGCAACAAAUAUGUCAUUCACCUGUUUCAGGAAAUAUCCACUUGUUACUUUCCCUUUAAAUUCAAUAAACACAAU